GCGGUGGCGGUGCGCCAGACUGGGGCGCGGUCGGCGAGGCGAGGCGAGUGAGCGCGGGUGCGGGCGCGGCGGGCCGAGGGUCGGGUUCGCAGUCGAGCGCGAGCGCCGAGCGAGGGAGCCCGCUCAUCGGCAUGACGCCCAACGCGAUGGGCGUCGUCGGGAACCGGAGGAGCACCGAGGACUUUGAGUUUGGCGAGGUGCUCGGCGAGGGGAGCUACAGCACGGUCACACACGUCACGACGGUGCACCCGCCGUACCGCCAGUACGCGCUCAAAGUCCUCGACAAGGAGCACAUCAAGCGCGAGCGCAAGACCAAGUACGUCCUCAUCGAGCGCGACACGCUCAAGGCGCUCGACGGCCACCCGGGCGUCGUCAAGCUGUGGUGGACCUUCCAGGACGAGUGGAGCCUCUACUACGUCCUCGAGUACGCCGAGAACGGCGAGCUGCUGCACUGGAUCAAGAAGUACGGCUCGUUCGACCUGCGCUCGGCCCGGUACUACGUCGCGCAGAUCCUGAGCGCUGUCGGCUUCAUGCACGAGAAGGGCGUCAUCCACCGCGACCUCAAGCCCGAGAACAUCUUGCUGGACCAGACGAUGCGUGUCAAAAUCACCGACUUUGGCACGGCCAAGUUGCUCAAGCAGGACGAGAUCAAGGCCGGCCAACCCACAGACGACCCGCAAGGACGGCCUCGAGCGCGCUCGUUCGUCGGCACGCCCGAGUACGUCAGCCCUGAGAUCCUGAGCGAGGGUCGCGAGUCGAGCUUCUCGUCCGACUUUUGGGCGCUCGGCUGCAUCCUGUACCAGGUCCUCGGCGGCCGGCCGCCGUUCCAGGCCCGCACCGAGUACCUCAUGUUCCAGAAGAUCGUCAACCUCGAGUACGAGUUCCCGCUCGGGUUCCCUGCCGACGCCAAGGACCUCAUCGAGAAGCUCCUCGUUGUCGACCCCAAGGCGCGACUCGGGGGCGACCCGGCCAACGGCAACGGCAUCGAGGCCGUCAUGGCGCACCCGUUCUUCACGUCGCACAUCCCGCCUCGCGCACCCUCGCCCGACGAGCAGCGCCGGCGCGACCGCGCCGAAUCGGAGCUGUCGACGCCGCCGUCCGACUCGGUCGCGUCCUCGCUCCGCAACGAGCCAACCUCGGCCGACGAGUCGACCUCGACGCCGGCGUCGUCCGUCCUCGCGUCGGGCAAGCGCGACGACCGCUACGUCAUCAACGCCGGCGACAGCUUUGCGGGCCUCACGCUCGGCACGCCCGUCGACACGCCGCCGGCGUCCAACACGCCGCGCGCGAUCGACCACACGCCGCACUACCCGUUCGGCCAGCCCGAGGAGCCGCUCGACGCGCCCAUCGACUGGUCGACCAUCUGGACGAUCGAGCCGCCACAGAUCCACACGGGCCUGACGCCGCCGGCACCGACCAUGCGCGGCGAGUUUGUGCUCCUCGGCGGCGACGGCACGUCGUCGUUCGCGCCGUCGACGAUGGGCACGGGCCUGACGGGGCAGCAGUCGUGGAGCGGGUCGGCCAACGAGCCCGCGUCGGGCUCGGGCUCGCAGGAGGGCGGGUACCCGGCGUCGGGGCAGCGGCGGCAGGACGACGAGGACGAGGACGGGUGGGAGGAGAACGGCGACGACCGAGGGUCGAUCUCGGACGACUACGCCGAGCCGGGCUCGCCGACGAGCACGAGCGGGCAGGACCUCCCGCCGGCCUCGACGUUCGGCGGCGGCAAGUGGGGCAACGUCCUCCUCCCGUCCGAGUCGAUCCUCCUGUGCUCGCCCAUCCUGCAGCGCCCGUCGGCAGCGCGGCAGGCCCUCCUGCGCAGCAACCCGCUCAAGUUCCCGCGCUCGCUCCUGUCGACCUCGUCGUCGUCGUCGAGCGCCUCGCCCGGCGCGUCGCCGCACAACGGCACCGUGCCGCUCCCGGCCCCGUCGCCGCCCAUCAACCCGAGCAACGGCCUCUUGACGUCGGGCGCGCCGUCGCCGCCGCUCGCCGCCGGGCCGUCGCCGCACCUCGGGUGGAAGCCGCGCACGCUCCUCCUCACCGACUACCCGCGCCUGCUGUGCGUCAAGGAGGCGCCCGACAAGCUGUCGGUCAAGGCCGAGGUCUUCCUCGGUGCGGCACUGCGCGGCGGCGUGCGCCGGGACGGCGUGUCGGCGUUCAUCGCGGUCGAGAGCCGCGGCAACGACGGCAAGGAGUUUGUCGUCCGCACGUCUGCACGGUCGCUCAAGUUUGCCGAGCCGCACGGCCAAGCGUCGCGGUGGAUGCACGAGCUGCGCGAGGCGCACCGAGCGGGCCUCAUGCAGCAGCCGCCAGAUGAGACCUGCGCACGCCUCGCUCCCCUUCGUCGUCGUCUAGCCUCCCCCUCCCACCCUUCCUUCCCUCCCUUGCACUCCCCUCGCGAGCUUAGCCGCUAGAUGAUCUUGUCGUCCCUCGCCCCUCGCCCUCCCCUACCUCUCUCGCACUGCAUCGCGACCUUUCUAGGUUGCCCUCGC
Rhodotorula graminis WP1 is the source of this 2489-nucleotide messenger RNA. RefSeq lists its product as uncharacterized. The coding region runs from base 132 to 2411 and encodes 759 amino acids. Lineage: Eukaryota; Fungi; Basidiomycota; Microbotryomycetes; Sporidiobolales; Sporidiobolaceae. Gene Ontology annotation, biological process: peptidyl-serine phosphorylation; intracellular signal transduction. The record is from RefSeq and is a predicted model, not a curated record. The transcript is spliced from 9 exons. Gene Ontology annotation, molecular function: protein serine/threonine kinase activity; ATP binding.